This is a messenger RNA of Prorocentrum cordatum, 755 nucleotides long. The record is from the annotation of a GenBank genome assembly. NCBI's taxonomy places the organism in Eukaryota, Dinophyceae, Prorocentrales, Prorocentraceae.
GUCUUCUGGGUCCCCCGCCGCCCGCCCGUCAUGGCGUUCGCCCGCGCCGCCGCCCUGCUCGCCCUUGCCGGGCGCGCCUGCGCCUUUGCGCCGCCCCCCGCGCAGGAGUGCAGCGGGCCCCAGCGUCGCUCCCCGCGGUGCCGUCCGCCGCGGCCGGGGCCCCGCGCGAUGCCGAGCCGGCCCCGUGGGGCGCGUGCCUGCUGGCGGGGCUCGGCCUCGGGUACGGGGCCGCCGCGGCCGCGAAGGCCAGGACGGCCCGCAGGGCGGAGCAGAAGCCGCAGGCGGAGCUCGCGGAGCUGCGCAGCGCGGUGGGGCGCCGCCGCUUCCCGCUCUUCGACCGGCAGGUCUGGGGGCCCCGGCCCGACAGCCUGCACGCCAUGGCCCUCGCCCGCGUCGCCGCCGUGCUCGCGCUCGCCAGCCGCGCGUGCGCCUUCGUGCCGGGCGCCGUGCGCAGCCAGCGGGCCCAGGCGGCGCUCCCCGCCGCCUCCGCGGGCGCGGCCCCGCCGGCGCCCAGCGCGGAGCACGCGCCGUGGGGCGCCAGCGUGCUGGCCGGGCUCGGCCUCGGGUACGCCGCCGCCGCGGCCACGAAGGCCCGGACGGCCCGGCGGGCGGAGCAGAAGCCGCAGAUUGCGGCGGCGCGGACUCCCGUGGCCUAUCCCAUCUUCACCUUCCGCUGGCUCGCAGUGCACAUGCUGGCGGUGCCGACCGUCUUCUUCCUCGGGGCCAUCAGCUCCAUGCAGUUCAUCCAGCGCUGA